AUGGUCAGGAGUUUUGAGGUGACUCUGCCCCUAGCUAAAGUUCCUACUUCCAUUGUUACUGAAGCUCCUGCUUCCUUUGCUCCUGAGCUACCUGAAGCUACUUCUGAUGCUCUUGCUUCUUCUACUCCUGAGGUGCCUAAGCUUCCUGAAGCCACUUCUGACCCUGCUGUAGGGACUUAG
Messenger RNA from Ilex paraguariensis (yerba mate), 180 nucleotides. The record is from the annotation of a GenBank genome assembly. NCBI's taxonomy places the organism in Eukaryota, Viridiplantae, Streptophyta, Magnoliopsida, Aquifoliales, Aquifoliaceae.